This is a messenger RNA of Photinus pyralis (common eastern firefly), 1538 nucleotides long. Its product is annotated as lipase 3-like. Lineage: Eukaryota; Metazoa; Arthropoda; Insecta; Coleoptera; Lampyridae. The record is from RefSeq and is a predicted model, not a curated record. Gene Ontology annotation, biological process: lipid metabolic process. The transcript has 5 exons. The coding region runs from base 144 to 1493 and encodes 449 amino acids. Gene Ontology annotation, molecular function: hydrolase activity, acting on ester bonds.
UUGUUAGUUAUUAAAUCAUUUACUCUAAUUUUGUUCAUAAUUUUGAUAGCUUUCGACUCCUUACGAUAAAGCAGUAUAUGUAAGUAGUAAGUUAUCUUUAGUACUGAUACCUACACGAAUAUUUGUUGCGAUAAGUUACGAAGAUGCAUCCCUUGAAUAUAUUAUUAGUGUUUAUGAUAAUAAUAGUGCACUCAAAGUCUCAAAUUCCUGUUCUAAUACCUCAUUUGCCUUCUUUACCUCCUCUUCCAACAAUCCCCAGGUUAUCCGAUUUGGCAUUUCUUCAGAAUGUAGACUAUGAUAUUACGGCAAUCUUCCAAAAGGUGCAGACAUUUUAUAAGUCACUUCCCAGUACAGUUAAAGAAGAUGCCCUUUUGGCAGUGUCAGAACUAGUGCGUAAAUACGGGUACCCUUGCGAGUCGCAUUCGGUUACUUCGUCCGAUGGUUACAUUUUAACUUUGCAUCGCAUUCCAAGUUCCAAAAAUCAUCAACGCGACAAACUGAAACCGGCUGUUUUUGUGCAGCAUGGCAUAUUGUCAUCAUCUGCCGAUUGGUUAAUUCCGGGACCAGGAAAGGCCUUAGGAUAUUUACUGUCUGACGCCGGUUUUGACGUGUGGCUUGGAAAUGUACGUGGAAAUCGAUAUUCUCGCAAACACGUUUGGCUUAACACGAAGGAACCAAAAUUUUGGGAUUUUAGUUUUCACGAAAUUGCGGUUUACGAUUUACCUGCCAUGAUUGAUUAUAUUCUAAACCAGACUAACCAAGAGAACUUAACUUACAUCGGCCACUCCCAAGGUACUACGGUAUUUUACGUUCUCUGCUCAGAAAAACCGGAGUAUAACGACAAGAUCAAUAUGCAACUGAGUUUGUCGCCUGUCGGUUAUAUGAACCACUUACUUAGUCCACUGAUGCACGUACUUGCUCGAGGAGAAGUCCCUUUAGGAAUUCUUGCGAGUUUAAUUGGUAUGAAUGAAUUUUUACCUAACACAAAAUUCUUGGCGGUUGCCAGCCAUUACUUAUGUUCAGACAUUUCUGUAACUCAAAUCUUAUGCAGUAAUUCUUAUUUUGCAAUGUGUGGAUUUAAUCAGAGACAAAUGAAUUCUACGUUAUUACCAGUUAUAAUGGCUCACAAUCCGGCUGGAGCAUCAACCAAGCAAUUUUUACACUACGCACAAGAAAUUAAAUCAGGUAAAUUUCGCCAGUAUGACUAUGGUAGUGUUGAGAACAGGCAGAAAUACAACCGGAGCGUACCACCAGACUAUAAAUUAGAAAACAUAGUUGCACCCACCUACCUUUAUUACAGUCGAAAUGAUUGGCUGAGUAGUGAAAUUGAUGUUAAUCGAUUGGCUGCUAGACUCGGAAACCUUAGGGGCAAAUUUCUGGUAUCGGAUCCCAAACUUAAUCAUGUUGAUUAUUUAUAUAGUAUUAAUGCGCCUGAAGUUUUAUAUAAACCAAUGUUGAUGCUUAUGAAAUCAUCGGGAUUGGUUGACUUGUAGUAAAUCGGUAGCAUUCGGUGUGCAAAAUAAAAAUAUUUGGAUUUA